Molecule: messenger RNA, 816 nt
Organism: Neltuma alba
Lineage: Eukaryota; Viridiplantae; Streptophyta; Magnoliopsida; Fabales; Fabaceae
Product: probable 3-hydroxyisobutyryl-CoA hydrolase 2
Exons: 10
Coding region: 1-816 (271 amino acids)
Biological process (GO): L-valine catabolic process
Molecular function (GO): 3-hydroxyisobutyryl-CoA hydrolase activity
Source: RefSeq, a predicted model, not a curated record
AUGGGUUCCUCCAGAAAGGGUUACUACCCUGGGAUACCUCUGGAGUGUCGCAAGCCCAGGGUUACUGCCCUGGUAAGUCAGAUGAAGGGGAGAUUGACGCUGCAUGAGAACGACCCAUCAGUAAACCUUAUAAUUUUAAAGGCUAAUGGAAAAGGAUUUUGUGCUGGUGGUGAUGUGAUAUCGGUAGUCGCUUCUUCAAUUGCUGGACACUGGACUUAUUCUGCAAUCUUUUACAAGAAACUACUUACAUUAGAUCAUUUCAUAGCAACCUACAAAAAACCAGUGAUGAAGGUGUCUCUCGUUAAUGGAGUGGUCAUGGGAGGAGGAGCUGGUCUAUCCAUGAACACAAACUUUAGAGUUGUCACUGAGAGAACUGUGUUUGCAAUGCGGGAAGCAUCUAUAGGACUUUUUCCUGAUGUGGGUGCUUCAUACUUUCUCUCAAGGCUUCCCGGUUAUUUUGGGGAGUAUCUAGGAUUAACAGGAAGACGUUUGAAUGGAGCAGAAAUGGUUAAAUGUGGCCUUGCUACUCAUUUCGUCCCUUCCAAGGAAAAGGAAAUAAAAGUUGACCGAGCAGCAAAGUGGAUCGAAGAUGCAUUAAAUUACAUGCGCGGAUCUUGUCCUACAGGCCUCAAGAUAUGGCUUAGAUCCGGUUCAAGAGCUAAGUUAUUCGAUAACGACAACAAGCCUACGUGGGAUCCUCCAAAGCUGGAGCUGGUUACUGAAGAAAUGGUAAAUCAAUUCUUCGAAAAUGUUGAGGAUGAGAAUUGGGAGUGUCUGCAACUUCCUCAUAGAUCAAACAUAACCAGCAAGCUGUAG